Molecule: messenger RNA, 3757 nt
Organism: Osmerus eperlanus (European smelt)
Lineage: Eukaryota; Metazoa; Chordata; Actinopteri; Osmeriformes; Osmeridae
Gene: chrna6
Product: cholinergic receptor, nicotinic, alpha 6
Exons: 8
Coding region: 337-1908 (523 amino acids)
Biological process (GO): nervous system process; monoatomic ion transmembrane transport; signal transduction
Cellular component (GO): plasma membrane; synapse; neuron projection
Molecular function (GO): acetylcholine-gated monoatomic cation-selective channel activity; transmembrane signaling receptor activity
Source: RefSeq, a predicted model, not a curated record
ACAGAUUGGAAAAAGUCUACACCUGUCUCCUUCUUAUUUCGUUUUUGGGAAAAAUAAUCCAUGUUCUAACACUACCACUAUCGCUCACAAAUUGCCUAGUGUCUGUUUGCAUCUCUGUCUAUCUUGGGUCCGUUUGGAGGCGCGAGCGCAUCGAGUUUUUUGUUCAAAGGGGUGGGACAAGUGAAGUUCUCUCGUGAGCAGAGAACGAGCGGAGAGUCGCACAGCGCGAGACCGACGGUUUAUCAGGGGAGAGAGCAUACGUUUGCAACUCUUCUCUCUUACAGAUUAAAUAAGCAUCGUUUCCACAGGGGAACUGUUUCUCGUCCCGGGCACAAGAUGCAUCCUGCCUUAAGAGGGACUUUGUUACUUCUUCUCUUCUUGUUAAUUACGCAAGACUGUUUCUCCUCCAAGGCUGAGGACAGGCUCUUCAGGAAGCUCUUCAGGAAGUAUAACCAGUUCAUCCGGCCCGUGGAGAACGUGUCCGAUCCCGUCACUGUGGAGUUCGAGGUCUCCAUGUCCCAGCUGGUCAAAGUGGAUGAGGUGAAUCAGAUCAUGGAGACCAAUCUGUGGCUGAGACAUAUCUGGAAUGACUACAAGUUGAAGUGGGCCCCGGUGGAGUUUGAUGGGAUAGAGUUCAUCAGAGUUCCAUCCAACAAGAUCUGGAGACCAGACAUCGUGCUUUACAACAAUGCUGUGGGGGACUUCCUGGUGGAGGACAAGACCAAGGCUCUGCUGAAGUUUGACGGCACCAUCACUUGGGUCCCCCCUGCCAUCUUCAAGUCCUCCUGCCCCAUGGACAUCACCUACUUCCCCUUCGACUACCAGAACUGCUCCAUGAAGUUCGGCUCAUGGACCUACGACAAGGCCAAGAUCGACCUAGUCCUCAUCGGCUCCAAGGUCAAUCUCAAAGACUUCUGGGAGAGCGGGGAGUGGGAGAUCAUUGACGCGCCGGGCUACAAACACGACAUCAAGUACAACUGCUGUGAGGAGAUCUACCCCGACAUCACCUACUCCUUCUACAUCCGGAGACUUCCACUUUUCUACACCAUCAACCUCAUCAUCCCCUGCCUGCUCAUCUCCUUCCUCACCGUGCUGGUCUUCUACCUGCCCUCCGACUGCGGGGAGAAGGUCACCCUCUGCAUCUCCGUCCUCCUCUCCCUCACCGUGUUCCUGCUGGUCAUCACCGAGACCAUCCCCUCCACCUCACUGGUCAUCCCCCUCAUCGGCGAGUACCUGCUCUUCACCAUGAUCUUCGUCACGCUCAGCAUCGUCAUCACCGUCUUCGUGCUCAACGUGCACUACCGCACCCCCAUGACCCACACCAUGCCCGGGUGGGUGCGCUCCGUGUUCCUCAGCAUCCUGCCCAGGGUGAUGCUCAUGAGGAGGCCGCUGGACCAGGACGGCAAGGCCGUGGGGGUGCAGAGCUUCGGUGAGGGGGGAGGAUCCGGAGGCAGGGCCGGAGGGAGCGGGGGAAAGGGAGCGAAGAAGAGGAAGAACAGUCUCUCACAGCAAAGCGGAGGAGGCUCGGUCAACUGCCUGGACUUUGGAGAAAACAAGCUCUCCGUGGAAGGAGGCUGCGCUGGCAAGAAGUGUCCCUGCCCUUGCCAGCACGGCAAGGAAACCCCAGAGACAGCAGACCCUGGGAAGCUGAGUCGCCAACUGAGUCACCAGAGCGUCAACACGGUGGUGGCGUUCUCCAUGGUGUCACCUGAGAUCAAACAGGCCAUCGAGAGUGUCAAAUACAUCGCAGAGAACAUGAGGAGUCGGAACAAGGCCAAAGAGGUGGAGGAUGACUGGAAGUAUGUUGCCAUGGUGAUCGACAGGAUAUUCCUUUGGGUCUUUAUAACGGUCUGCAUCCUUGGAACCCUGGGCCUCUUCCUGCGGCCUGUCAUUGGCUUUCUGUCAUAACCAAAAAACAAUUAAGGUUCAUAGCAAUCAGCAAUCAGGCCAAUUAGCAGUUUUUUUCAUCUGGACCAAUUGAAUAAACGCUGUUAGUGCUGCACCAGGAGAAAUCUUUCACUUAGUCACUCUUGAAUUAAGUACCGUAAUCGAAACUUUUUCAAAUAAGUAUUCCCCAGAUAAAAACCCCAACCAUAGAAACCAAUAGCAAAAUGAGCAUUCACUAUUGAUAUAUUUUUAUCUGUCACAGCUAAUUAAUAAUCAGAUCGGCGAGGUCUCAGCCAAUCCUAACCACAUGCUUUCUGUGUUGCAACCAAUUACUAAUGAAACUGAGAAGACAUCUCAGAACGUCCUUGUAAUGUUAACAGCCUGUUGAAACAGUCAACUUCCGCCAUAGGUAUUGCUAUGACAACAUCAUGACUGUAUUCUCAUAGAAGGGUGUGGGGCAUCUUACAGGAAUAACCGAUCAGAGCUUCCGGCUCUGUAUCCUUAUGAAAAUGGACAUGAUACAAAGUACAAACAGAUGCCUUUAUGAGUGUUCUGGAAGGUUUAAUUUCUUAUCUGGGUAAAUAUAUGAUUCAUUUAUACAUGAAUGACAGCCUCCUGAAAUAGAACCUUCAACUCAAUUCUGGAAUUAAUGUAUCAGGGGAUUCUAUCAUCCAUUUUUAUGGUCAUUAAUUUAUGUGUUUAUUUUCCGAAUCAUUUUUAAAUUAAGUUCACCAUUGUAUGUAGCCCUGUAUUACCACACACAGAUAGCGCAUGAGAAACAUUGAUUAGCCUCUUUUAAAUGAGUCUACUAUAUCAGCCAUUCCAGAAAACUGCUUUGUGCUUUUGAUUGCCAUAAUCCCUUUGCAAUUACAUUCUGACUGUCAUUAACAAUACACACCUUGCACUACUGAGACACUCACUUUUGUAUCUAUGUUUUCUUCUGCUCUCUCUCUCUCUCUCUCUCUCUCUCUCUCUCUCUCUCUCUCUCGCUCUCUCCCUCUUCCCCACUCUCGUUUUCUGUCUGUUUUGAUGGCUUUGAAUUUGAAAUAAAUGUUGAUAUUUCUUCAAAACGUGAAUAUCUGCUAUGGAUAUGUUCGUUAGAGCAGUCAUCUUGUGAAGCGUGGCUGGACAGUGUUUCUGACACGCAUGGUCUUUCCAAGCUAUGUUUGAUCUGGUAAUGACCUUCCAAGGUCAGCUAAGCGCCUACACCAGAUCAUAGCAGUCACAGAGGCUUUCAUCAUCUUCAGUGAAACCAUCCUCUUAGUGCCUCUGCAUUAUUUGAACAGAUAGAGCUAGAUGUCAUAAUAAAGCUGUGGUGACUUACACCUUCAAGGAAGUGUUGAGAUGAGCUGUACACGUCAAGCCAGAUUAAAAAGGGAAUCUGUGUGUUUACCUACAAGGCUUCAUAGCGCCAAGAUCAUCGAUACUGGAGCUGUCAUUAGAGAUGAUCCGUUUGGUUGCCAACCAACUACUAGAGAAUCAGAGGAUGAGAAUCAGGACUUGAAUGAUGUGGACAGUGAUUUAAGGGAUGUAAUCAGGUCUGUGGCAUUAGGCAGAGGGAUCUUUGCUAGCUAUUUCCUCCCCCUCUCCUUCUUUUCUUCUCCACCUCUCCAUCUCUCCGUCAGUCUGUCAAAGAAUGUUAGUACACCCCAUCUUCCCCAUCUCCCUGAAUAGACAUUUUAAUGUGGAAACACACACACUCGGACGAUGACACACACUCACUGGGUCUCUAAAUCUGGACACACAUGCUCUAACUCUGAGACAUACUUUCAUACACACUCACAAAUUCACACACAUACACACAGUAUGGAGAUCGAAAACAGUUUGACUCACUUGUAAUGUAAUCUUCCUUUGAGAGACUACUGUGCCA